Messenger RNA from Anthonomus grandis grandis, 859 nucleotides. RefSeq names its product sporozoite surface protein 2-like. The record is from RefSeq and is a predicted model, not a curated record. NCBI's taxonomy places the organism in Eukaryota, Metazoa, Arthropoda, Insecta, Coleoptera, Curculionidae. The transcript has 4 exons. The coding region runs from base 53 to 517 and encodes 154 amino acids.
CUAACAACCCGUUAUUUGAGUUUUAUUUGGGUUUUUUUGUGAGUUUGUCGCCAUGAACGUAGACGAAAUUGCCGAAAGUUUGGAGGCACUCAUGGAGUGUGGACCGUCAGAACCUGGGGAGAGAAAACCGAACCCAACCCAAACUAACCCAACCCAACCCAACCCGAAUAAACCCAACCCAAGCCAGCCCAACCCGAACCAACCCAACCCAAGCCAGCCCAACCCGAACCAACCCACCCAAAUCCACCCCAACCCAACCCAACCCAAUAAUCAGGAAAACUACAAUAAUAGGUGGAGGCAAAGGGGAAAAGGGAAUUGGAAAAGAAAAAGGCUAGAGCGGAGGGAACAAUCGGUUCUAAAUACACAAAAAGUAUUACUGUCGGUAGUAACCGACGCCAUGGCCUCGGUGGCCUCCGCCGUGCUGAAGCACACGGGGGCCACUACAAGCGGGUACCAGUGGCGAGGGGGCUCGAGGAGGGGCCGAGGUCGUGGCAGGGGAAGGGGGAGGGUAGAGUAGGUUUUAAUUUUAGAUUCAUUUAAUUUUUUAUGUUAUUUAUUAAUGUUUAUGUAAUUUUUUAUGUUAUUUAUGUUAAGUUAUAGUUAAGUUAUUUAAUAAGUUAUUGAUAGUAUGUAAGUUAUAGUUAUGUAGAUAGUAAAGUCCAGUUCAACGAUACAUUAGAAUGGUCAUCCGUCAAAACACCAGCAUUCUACCUGCCAAACAAUGUCAUCCACCUUCUAUUUACAUUGUUUGGCAGGUGGAAUGAUGGUGUUUUGACGGGUGACCAUUCUAAUAUAUCGUUGCACUGGACUUGAUAAGUUGUUGCGUUUUAUUAUUUUUUAAUAAAAAAAAACAAAUAAA